Messenger RNA from Arachis ipaensis, 912 nucleotides. NCBI's taxonomy places the organism in Eukaryota, Viridiplantae, Streptophyta, Magnoliopsida, Fabales, Fabaceae. The record is from RefSeq and is a predicted model, not a curated record.
AUGGUGGCCAACAAUGAGUACUUCUACUCCUCUGAAAGGCAAGCAGUCUCAAAGAAAGGUGUAUUUGAACUUGAAGGAGUUGAUACAAUAUUAGCUCAAAAUAAACUCAUGCACCAGCAACUUCAACAGCAAAUUGAAAUGAUGACAAAGAGGAUAGAUGGAUUACAACUUGCAGCAGUGAGCACAACUAACCAACCACCAGUGGUGUGGGGGCAGCAGGAGGAAAGCUAUGAAGAGCAGCAGCCUGAACAAGUGCAAUACAUGCACAAUCAAGGUUCUGGACCAUAUGAUUUCCAUGGAGACACUUACAACUCAUCUUGGCGAAACCACCCCAAUCUGAAAUGGGGAGAGAACCAGAAGAACCUAGAAAGACAAUUAGGACAACUGUCCAAGCAAACAGCAGUUGAGAGACCAACAAAUGCACUACCAAGUGACACUAUUCCCAACCCCAAAGAAGAAUGUAAAGCAAUUGAACUUAGGAGUGAAAAGACAUUGGAGAAUAACAAAGAAGCCAACAAGAAGCCAGUAGAGGAUGAUAAGGCCAAUAGCCAGGAAGAAGUGAAAGUUAAAGAGAAGGAUCAGGAAGAGCUCAGAAAGAAGGGUGAAGAGUCUCAAGCUUCAAAGAAGGGAAAACAAAUCAUGAUAGAGCCUCUACAAGAACAGAGGAAGGAAGUUAAACACUACAUCCCUCCUCUGCCGUAUCCCCAAAGAUUGCAAAGAGAGCUUAAGGAUCAACAGUUUCCCAAAUUCUUGGAAGUUUUUAAGAAGCUAAAAAUCAACAUUGCACUUGCUGAAGCAUUGGAGCAAAUGCCUCUUUAUGCAAAAUUUCUCAAAGAGCUCAUCAAUAAGAAAAGAAGCUGGAAUGAAAAGGAAACAAUGGUCUUAACUCAAGAAUGCAGUGCAGUGAUUUAA